AUGUUUCUUCUCCGUUCUCUUCUGCUUCUUCUCCUACUCGGACGCAUUGCCGACUUCUUCAAACUCGGGAACACUUUGAAAAAAGUGGGCAAACGAUUCCAACUGCUGUCUGAUGAUAUGCUCGGAGAAGUUGAUAGUAAGUACAGUAGUGUGUUGAAGAAAACAUGUCAAACCGGUUUUAGUAUCACAUCUGAAAGAGACGGAAUACGCGAAAGCGACUCCGGAACAGGUGAAACGGAUUAAGCAGGAUCACGCGGUUCUCAUGAACAUUCUGAUUCGGGGGCAGGCGUCGUCGGCGAAUCCCGGAUGGCAGAAGUUUCGAGAGCAUCUGACGAUGGUUCUGGAUAAAGAGUUGACUGCAGAUGUUUGCGGAGUCACGCAGUUGAAUUAUGGUUCUAGAGAAGUGCGUCGACAAUAUCGAUUGGAUUUGUUUCAGUUCAAUUUGUGGAUUUCCUGGCCAAAGAUCGAGUGCGCUGGAAGAAGAUGCUCACGAAGGACGAGUCAAAGUUUGUGGUGUUGGAGAACAACAGAAGGGACGUGAUCCGGAUGCGGAUGUCGUUCAAACAGGAAUCCGUUCUCGGCUACUUCUCCACUCAAAUCUAUUACAUCGACAUGAAGGCGACGUACCCGAACAUUGAAACCGAGAAGGAUCUUUAUUUCACGGCCACGUCGAUUUCAGUGAAAGGAGGGUGUACCGAGUACGGAGAGAUGGACGCGAACAACACGCAAGUCAACGAGCUGGACACGGAGAUCUGGAACAAUGUGGAGGCGAAGAAGUUUCUGAUGCUCUUCACGCCGGUCCCUUAUCAAGGUCUCUGGCAGGACCCCACAAAGAUCCCCACUUUGUGGUUGUCGGGACUCGAAAUCGACAAAUACUUGACGGCGACUGUGUGCGAUCCGAAAAGUGACACCCCCAGACGGUACUCGGAAGCCGAGUUCCGCAGAUGGUACGAGUUGUUCGGAAGGAUGUGGCGUCCAAAGAAAAACAAUGUAGGUGGAGAGGGAUGGGCAAAGUUGAGAAGAAAUACCUGUUUAGAUGGAUUUUGUGACGAUUCGGGAGAUCGAACGGACUGAGGAUCUCAUAAUAGCUCGCAUCACAUUCCGACUCGUGAUCGGAUUGGAUUGGGAUGGAAACGCCAGGGAAGUGGAUUGGGAUUUCAAGAUCAAAGCUGAAUAUGUGAGAAUCUUAUAUUAUUCUCAAACUUUUAGAAUAUCGAUUGCAGCACAAGCACGGCAACAAAAAGUGGCUGGUAUCCUCGCUAGACGUGCACUGUCCUCCGGCCCUAAACCUCAUGGAGGCGAGCUAUGAAGCCUACCGUAACAUCACCGGACUCACUCUCGUUUCCAUGAUCCCGCUGACCAAGCGCGUCUACCAGGAUCUUGGAUUCCUUCAAUAUCUAACCAAAAACGAUUCGAACAUUGAACUCGACAAUUGUGGAGGCGAAACAUUGGACAGUAUCAACGAGAUUGAGAAGAAAUUCUGGGCGCCCGGCAGCAAUUACAGUGCCACGUUCCUCGAGCAUGUCGCGAUGGACACCGAGGAGGGUUUGGCCAAAGAAGACACGUAUUUCACAAUGUACGUCGGGCUGGGAACCUAUGAGGAGAUGGCGACCGAAACGGAAGGAGGUACCGAAUCUCAAGGCGACAAGUUUACGUCUUUGGAGGCUACCUGGAAGUUUUACAUUCUAUGGGUCAGUAGAACUUUCAAGUUUUUUUUUUGGAUUGCUAAAGUAUUGUCCCUUCAGGACCCGGUGGAUCUGUUCUACUACAUCAAGAAGAUCGAGUUCGGAUGCCCGAAAGUUCAGUCAGUUCGUCGCGAGUUCGAGUGGCCCGAGAAUACAAUGACUUGGACGGUGAUUGGUGGAUGA
Caenorhabditis sp. 36 PRJEB53466 is the source of this 1868-nucleotide messenger RNA. The record is from the annotation of a GenBank genome assembly. Lineage: Eukaryota; Metazoa; Nematoda; Chromadorea; Rhabditida; Rhabditidae.